CUGUGAGCAUACGCAUCGUACUGUUGUUUUCCAAAAACGAAGAAACCACCGCAUGUUCUGCGCGCGAAGGCGGUGUUGCCUUCAACGAGCGAUACUCAAAAUUUAAAGGGAAAUCCACAUUUGUCGUUAUUUUCUCUAGGGUUUGACAGGAGUUUGUAGUUUUUCUAGGGUUUAGCCUGUUGUUCUCUAUGUUAUACUCCUGUUUCGAAAUCCAUGGGGUUUCGAGUUUCUAGGGUUUAGCUUGGUUUCCUGCAACUCUGGAGUUUUGGUUUAGCUUCUGCAAAUUCAUGGUGCUACUGAGUUCUUCUUCUGCUUAUAUUUUUCUAGGGUUUACUACGAGUUUCCAAAAAAACCCUAAAAAAUUCAUCUGAUUCAAACUCUCUUUCAUUCUACAAAUAUGACAAAGGUUUAUGGCACUGGUGUAUUUGACUUUAGGAGACACAGGGUGGCUGAAUACCAAGUUGAACCGGGGCUUGAAGCUUCACCUGAGAAACCAUUAGAGCAAAGGCCAGGCUCCAAUUUGUCGAGCUCGAUCACUCUCUUGGAUAUACAGAGAGAUCGUCUCACUAGGAUUGCUUCAGAAAACUGGUCAAAAACCCAGGACUCUGCUUCCAGGCCACCCUUUGAUCCGAAGCUUGUGAAAGAGAUUUAUGAGACUGAGCUUCUUGUGACCAGUGGCAGCAAGCCAGUGCCUUUGCAGAGGGUCAUGAUCUUGGAAGUGAGUCAGUAUUUGGAGAACUAUCUUUUGCCAAAUUUUGAUUCAGAAACUUCAUCCUUUGAGCAUGUUAUGUCCAUGAUCCUUAUGAUCAAUGAAAAGUUCCGAGAAAAUGUUGCAGCAUGGAUAUCCUUCCAUGAUAGGAAGGAUUUGUUUCAAGGGUUUCUUAAACGGGUUCUUCUUUUGAAGGAGGAGGGAAGAGUUAUGAACAUCGCAGAAAAGACAAACUACCUGCUUUUCAUGAUUAAUUCCUUCCAGAGUUUGGAAGAUGAGAUGGUUCGUGAGACUGUACUUAAGCUAGUUAACCUGCAGUUAUGGUGUGGUCUUUCUUUUGGUCGAUUUCAGAUGGAGCUCUGCUUGCAUCCACAUCUUCUCAAGAAAUGGAAAAGGAUGGUAAAGAAAGAAGCUAAGGAAGCUGCAAGGGCUGGAGAGCCCUUCAACCCUUCUAAUAUGCUUGAAGUGAGGUUUUUGCGGACCUUAAUCGAUGAAUUUCUUGAGAUUCUAGAUUCAGAAGUUAUAGUACAGAAACAACCUGAUCAAGAAGAGACUCAACUUGCUUCAGCCAAUGGUGGUGAACUUGAAAAAUUGAAUGAUGCUUGUGUCUUAUAUUGUGAGAGAUUCAUGGAGUUCUUGAUUGAUUUGUUAAGCCAGCUACCAACACGGAGAUUUUUGAAACCUGUUUUUGCUGAUGUUGCUGUUGUGGCUAAGUGUCAUCUGAGUGCUCUGUAUACUCAUGCAAGAGGACGUCUUUUUGCACAACUGGUGGACCUACUGCAAUUUUAUGAAGGUUUUGAGAUUGAUGAUCAUUCUGGAACACAACUAACAGAUGAUGAAUUCCUCAUUGCUCAUUAUUCACACCUGCAAGCAUUCCAGUUAUUGGCAUUUAAGCAAGUUCCCAAGCUGCGGGAUCUUGCAUUGGCCAAUAUCGGUGCUAUUGACAAACGAGCUGAGCUCACAAAGAAAUUGUCUUUAUUAUCUUCUGAGGAGCUUGAAGACUUGAUAUGCACAAAGCUCAAACUGAUUAGCAAGGAUGAUCCAUGGGUUAGACGACCAGACUUUUUGUUUGAAGUGAUUGUUUCCUUCUUUGAGAAACGACAGUCCCAGAAAGAAGCCAUAAAUGCGCUCCCCCUUUAUCCAAAUGAGCAGAUAAUGUGGGAUGAAAGUCUUGUCCCCAGCAUCAACUACUCUGGGGAAGGAUGCUUAGCUCUCCCUAAACUCAAUCUACAAUUUCUGACUCUUCAUGAUUAUCUCUUAAGGAACUUCCAUCUCUUUCGUUUGGAAUCAACUUAUGAAAUCCGUGAAGAUAUUCAGGAAGCAGUACCACAUCUUCUUGCAUAUAUAAAUAACGAGGGGGAAACAGCUUUUCGUGGUUGGUCAAGGAUGGCAGUGCCCAUUAAGGAGUUUAAAAUCACUGAGGUUAAACAACCUAAUAUUGGAGAAGUCAAACCAUCUGCUGUUACUGCGGAAGUUACAUUCAGCAUUUCCAGCUAUAAAGCACACAUAAGAUCAGAAUGGAAUGCACUUAAAGAGCAUGAUGUGUUAUUUUUACUUUCUAUUCGUCCUUCUUUUGAGCCACUCAGUACAGAAGAAGCUGCACAGGCAAGUGUACCAGUGAGGCUUGGUCUUCAAUAUGUACGAGGUUGUGAAAUAAUUGAAAUUCGAGAUGAGGAAGGGACUCUUAUGAAUGAUUUUACUGGAAGGAUUAAAAGAGAUGAAUGGAAGCCACCUAAGGGUGAACUGCGUACUGUGGUGGUGGCCCUGGACACAGCCCAAUACCACAUGGAUGUAACAGCUAUAGCAGAGAAGGAUGCAGAAGAUGUUUAUGGGACAUUUAACAUUUUAAUCAGAAGGAAGCCCAAGGAAAACAAUUUCAAAGCAAUUUUAGAGAGUAUACGAGACCUUAUGAAUGAAUAUUGCAUUGUCCCAACGUGGUUACAUGAUAUAUUCUUGGGUUAUGGGAAUCCUUCUGCUGCUCAGUGGACCAACAUGCCUGAUAUCUUGGAUAUAAUCGAUUUCAAGGACACCUUCAUCGAUGCAUCUCAUUUGAUUGACAGCUUUCCUGGGUACCAGGCUUGUUUUGUGAAGGCAGAUGGUACUAAUGACCCAAGUCCAAAGCCUCCAUUCCGGAUAAGGCUUCCUGCUUCAUUACAGGGAAGUGCACAGGCACUUCCAGGUAAUAGUAAGGGCACUUCAAAAGUUGAUAUGGACAAUGGAGAUAUGAUGAGCAUGCCUCUCAAAGAAGAAAAAAUUGUGGUCGAGACGUAUGUGCCUCCCUAUCCUGGGCCCUAUCCACAAGAUCAGCCAAAGAUGAAUACAGUCAGAUUUACUCCCACUCAGAUAGGAGCAAUCAUCUCUGGAAUUCAACCAGGCUUGACCAUGGUUGUCGGUCCUCCAGGUACCGGGAAAACAGAUACGGCUGUGCAGAUCCUGAAUGUUCUAUAUCAUAACUGCCCUUCUCAGAGAACUUUGAUUAUAACUCAUUCCAAUCAGGCCCUAAAUGAUCUUUUUGAGAAAAUAAUGCAGAGAGAUGUUCCUGCUCGAUACCUUCUACGUCUGGGUCAGGGAGAGCAAGAGUUAGCUACUGACCUUGAUUUUAGCCGGCAAGGUCGUGUCAAUGCAAUGCUUGUACGUCGGAUAGAACUGCUCACAGAGGUUGAAAGGCUUGCAAAAUUACUUAACCAGCCAGAAGAUGUGGGCUAUACAUGUGAAACCGCAGGCUACUUUUGGUUGCAUGUGUACUCUCGUUGGGAACAGUUUCUUGCUGCUUGUGAGCAGAAUCGAGAAAAACCAAAUUUUGUCAAAGAUAGAUUUCCAUUUCAAGAGUUCUUCUCGGGCACACCUAAGCCUAUAUUCACAGGAGAAUCAUUUGAGGCAGAUAUGCGUUCAGCAAUGGGCUACUUUCGCCAUCUUAAAACCAUGUUUCAGGAACUUGAAGAAUGCAGAGCCUUUGAGCUUCUGAAAUCAACAGCUGAUAGGGCGAAUUAUCUGAUGACCAAACAGGCGAAGAUUGUGGCGAUGACCUGUACCCAUGCAGCAUUGAAGAGGAAGGAUUUUCUUCAGUUGGGUUUUAAAUAUGACAAUUUGCUUAUGGAGGAAAGUGCACAGAUUUUAGAGAUAGAGACAUUUAUUCCAAUGUUACUUCAACGACAGGAAGAUGGCUAUGCUCGGCUUAAACGUUGUAUACUGAUUGGUGAUCAUCAUCAGUUACCUCCAGUAGUAAAAAACAUGGCCUUUCAGAAAUAUAGCCACAUGGAUCAGAGUCUUUUUACAAGGUUUGUGCGAUUAGGAAUUCCAUAUAUUGAACUUAAUGCUCAGGGUAGGGCACGGCCAAGUAUUGCCAAGCUUUACAAUUGGAGGUAUAGAGAUUUAGGAGAUCUUCCUUCUGUGCAAAGAGAAGAAAUAUUCCAUAAAGCAAAUGCUGGUUUCUCUUACGAGUAUCAACUUGUAGAUGUUCCUGAUUACAAUGGAAGGGGUGAGUCAGCCCCUUCUCCUUGGUUCUAUCAGAAUGAAGGAGAGGCAGAAUAUGUUGUCAGUGUUUACAUAUACAUGCGCUUACUCGGGUACCCUGCAAAUAAGAUAUCUAUCUUGACUACUUACAAUGGUCAAAAGCUUCUGAUACGUGAUGUCAUCAACCGGCGGUGCACAAAUGGUAUUGGUCCACCAAGCAAGGUUACAACAGUAGACAAAUUUCAAGGUCAGCAAAAUGACUAUAUUUUAUUGUCCCUUGUACGCACCCGUUUUGUGGGUCACCUUCGAGAUGUUAGAAGAUUGGUUGUCGCCAUGUCUCGAGCAAGACUAGGACUAUAUGUGUUUUGCCGCCGUUCUUUGUUUGAACAAUGUUACGAACUGCAACCAACAUUUCAGCGAUUGCUUCAGAGGCCUGAUCAGCUCGCUCUUAAUAUGGAUGAGACCACUCCAUUCACGAAUCGUGCACUUGGUGAGACAGGCAGGAUUCAUUUUGUAAGUGGCAUCCAGGAGAUGGACCAUAUUGUUAAUUAUAUGAUGAACCAUAUUGUUAAUCAUAUGAUGUAUCAGGCACAAGCAGCUGCUUAUUCCUCUUAUGUCCAACAAACACAAGCUUCUAAAAUGGAAGCUCUAGAUAAGAAUGGUAGCAUUCAUCCAGAGACAUCUGCCUCUAUGGCUUCUGAUAUGCCACUUGAAAAUGGUGAAAGGGAUGUGCCUGUGGAGAGUGGCACGAUCGAAGAGCCCUCUACCGCCACCAACAUGCAGGAAGAAAGUGAGGAAAAAGAUGCCACUCCUGAGAAUGGCGCGGAGGAAGACUCUAAGAUGGAGGAGUGAAGUCAAAUUGCUUGGCUUUUGAGACCAACCAGCUUGUAUUUAUAUUGAAUAUUGAUGCAUUUUCUUCCUGUACGUGAUUCGUGGCACAAGGCAUUUGUAACUAAAACGCGUCUCUCUCUAUCUCGGCCAUUUGUCCUGGUGUUAAAGGAUAGGAUGAGGUGAGUUACUUAUCUAACAAGUUUAAAGGUUUUGGUGCCAUUGUUGCUUCCCACGCUUGAUUGAAUUGCGUGAUGGUACAUGUACCUUACCAAUCACAAAUAUUUAUUGAGGUUUGAGGGAGGUAUUAAUAGCAUGUGCUUGGGCCUAAACUCUCCAUCU
This is a messenger RNA of Amborella trichopoda, 5332 nucleotides long. RefSeq names its product P-loop containing nucleoside triphosphate hydrolases superfamily protein. Gene Ontology annotation, molecular function: helicase activity; mRNA binding. Gene Ontology annotation, biological process: mRNA splicing, via spliceosome. Lineage: Eukaryota; Viridiplantae; Streptophyta; Magnoliopsida; Amborellales; Amborellaceae. Gene Ontology annotation, cellular component: catalytic step 2 spliceosome. The record is from RefSeq and is a predicted model, not a curated record.